AUGGUUUACUAUCAUGUAUGGAGACAGGCAAUCGAGGAAGAGAGAGUCCUACGCGGGAGGAUGUGGGGUGACGAUAUUGACUGGAUGGAUGAGGACGAUUGGGAUGAUUGGGACGAUUGGGACCGGGAAAAUGGGCACAGAUUGGGUCUGAUUGUAGGUUUGAUAAAUCCGGGUUGCAGCGACAACAUUCCUUCGGCAAGAAAAGGCAUGGUUUAUACCGUCAACCCAUUGCGAGAUUACUUUCAUUUCUUUGGAAGGAGAGGAGCACGUGUGGGUGUUGCAGAUGUGGUGACCCUUAACCCUAAGCGAGCUUUUUAG
Glarea lozoyensis ATCC 20868 is the source of this 318-nucleotide messenger RNA. RefSeq lists its product as uncharacterized. The coding region runs from base 1 to 318 and encodes 105 amino acids. The transcript has a single exon. NCBI's taxonomy places the organism in Eukaryota, Fungi, Ascomycota, Leotiomycetes, Helotiales, Helotiaceae. The record is from RefSeq and is a predicted model, not a curated record.